Molecule: messenger RNA, 1254 nt
Organism: Oldenlandia corymbosa var. corymbosa
Lineage: Eukaryota; Viridiplantae; Streptophyta; Magnoliopsida; Gentianales; Rubiaceae
Source: the annotation of a GenBank genome assembly
GCCCAAUAAAAAACUAGUUAUUUGAAAAGCCCAUUAAUACAGAAACGCAGGCUCCCCCAUUUAUCAGUCGAAAAUCUGACCGUUUCGUUCAAAUUUUGAAACCCCAAACAAAAAUCUUUCCUUUGGUCAUCUCCUUCAGCAGGCCUCCGAUCUGGCUGACAAAAAACGCCGAACACAAAAAAUUCUAAACCAAGAAUCAUCAUCCAAAAUCCAAGAAACCAAAAGGGUUCAUCAAUUAAGGAAUCAAUAGCCAUGAAAUCUCUGGUUUUGACCCCGAAUUCCUCCACAAAAUCCUCCGCCUCCACCACCACGGCGACUUCCUCCGCCGCCAGUGUGGAAUCUCAAUCCGAAACCAGAGACAGUUUUUACUUUCCGGGUUGUAGAAAAGACGCUAAUUGCAACUGCGAAAUGUGCAUAGAGAGCAUGAAUGCCACCCUCGAUCUCAUGCCCCAAAGCGGUUUUAGUUCUCUGACUAAAUUCUCUGUUUCGAAACCUGUUCUUACAAGAAGCCCUGUCAAAUUCAACCCUUCAUUGCUUUCGACCCCGAUUCCGGAAUCAAAAAAUCAAGCCCAUAAGAUGUCGCCGCCGCUUGAUUCCAAAGCAAGAUUGAGUUUCCAGAAAAGGGUUGAUAAAAGGAAGAGAGAAUUCCGAUUUGGGGUUUCUGUGAUGAGGUUUUUCCUAGCUGUUUGCUUGAUUUUAGCGGCGGAAUUUGGGUUUUCUUGGGUGGUUUCUGGGGUUUUUCAACCUCAGUUGUCCAAGGAUAUUGUGAGGAAUCUAGCUGAGAAAUCAAGGGUUUUGGGAAGCGUGAAUGAAAGGGUAUCUUUCUUGAACCAAGAAUUAUGGAGUCAUGUUGAUGAAGCUACAUCAGAUUGUCCUGCAUCUGAGUGGAAAAUUGUUCAGACAGCUGGAUUGCUCACAGCGGAAUUUUCUUCAAGGUUAUUCACCAUCUUAUCAGGAAGAGUCACUGAGUGGACAAAUGGUGAGGUCGGUUAUCUGAUUCGGGAGAGCAAUAGUUCAUGGGUGCAAGGAAAAUGGAGUGCAUCUGCAGUUCAAUUUGAUCCAGAUACAUGGAUUUUGGAAUACAAACAGAGUCCCAUGUUGGAGAAUGCAAGAUUGGUUUCAGCUACAUUUGAAUUCCUGAAAUUUAGACUAGUCAGGGAACUCAAACAUCUGCAGCAGGAGUUCUGGCUACUCUUUGCUUUUGGCAACCAGUUCAGUGAUUUAAUUGGGACUACCUCCAAUGUUCCUACAUAG